Messenger RNA from Rhagoletis zephyria (snowberry fruit fly), 795 nucleotides. Its product is annotated as JNK-interacting protein 3-like. Lineage: Eukaryota; Metazoa; Arthropoda; Insecta; Diptera; Tephritidae. Gene Ontology annotation, biological process: vesicle-mediated transport. Gene Ontology annotation, cellular component: cytoplasm. Gene Ontology annotation, molecular function: signaling receptor complex adaptor activity; MAP kinase scaffold activity; JUN kinase binding. The record is from RefSeq and is a predicted model, not a curated record.
GUACAACAAUUAGCUGGUAGUAUUUAUCAGGAAUUCGAACGCAUGAUUAACCGUUACGAUGAAGAUGUGGUGAAGAAUCUUAUGCCGCUGCUGGUGAAUGUUUUAUUGCUAGAAGCCGAAGAUGUGGCUGAACAGGAAAAUAAAGAGCUCGCAAGUCGGCUGGAGUCGUUGGAAAGCAUUGUGCGCAUGCUCGAAUUGAAGCAUAAAAACAGUUUGGAGCAUGCGAGUCGUUUGGAGGAGCGCGAGACCGAAUUGAAGAAGGAGUAUAACAAGCUACACGAGCGCUACACGGAGCUCUUCAAAAACCAUGUUGACUACAUGGAACGCACCAAAAUGCUUAUGGGUUCGACACACUCGCAAAUGAGUUCUGCAUCAGAGCGAUUGGAAGUGAAUAGAGCCAGGUUAAAUCCAAUAGCUCGGUCUUCCGGUCCAGUGUCUUAUGGCUUUGCUUCACUCGAAAACUCCGUCAUGCUGGAUACAGAGACAAUCUGUAGUGUUGGCAGCAACUCAGAUGAUUCCGGGCCGCCGUCAUCAAAUGAGCUAGAUAGCCUGCAGACGGUGGAGCGUGCGGCUGAAACAGACACCUUGCAGCAGCAGAACCAAGCAACAUCACCGCAGAGUGAUACGAGUCCCGUUGUGCCAAAUGCACCAGCCAAUGUUGGGCGUUCAACAACCAAAAAGGAGCAACGCUCUGCUAAUACCCUAUACCAAGAGUUGUCAUUUCAAGACAACGAAGAGAGUGAAGAGCAUGAAGUUGUUACAGGAAGCUGGGUGCAUCCUGGAGAAUAUGCUUCU